CCCUCUGACCGUCCGACUGGUAGCUAUGAUGUGCACUGACUACCAGGGGCCAGACGCUUAACACAGGAGCUGCCAUGACAUGCACUGGCUGGCACCACGGACCUGGCGCCGACACACCAACACUCGGCUUCCCCCAAGUGGGACACAGGCCCCGCCACCACCCCAAAGUGACACUCCACCAAAUUGCAGCCAAUGCUGCCAAGACCCCAUGGCGCAAAAUGCAGCCCAUAGCCCAGCCCAGCCCGGAAACGAUUGCUGUGGGUGCUAAGUAAUGACGUCAAGUAGCAACACCCGGCUUCCUCUCCCUAGUGACUAGCCUCCUUGGAGUUUCUUCAGCCCAGGAACACGACUUGCUUUAUAGCCAGGUGCAAACAUUUUACACUUUAACCAAAUGUUUGUGAAGAGUUUUCCCAUGCCUCAUCUCAUUUGAUCCUCACAGUCUGCUUCGUGUUGAUAUUUACUGCUGUGUUGCUGACAAUUACUUGAAAGAGAAGUUGGGGUGCUUCACUGAGCUGGAAAAAGUUUAGCUAAAUCAGAAAGUAGGUCUAAUUAAGCAAGUUUAUUCUAUAUAUAUAAAAGGCUAAGUUGACUCACACAUGCAUGAUACAUAUAAAGCUCUUGCAGGCACCAAUAGCACACAUGUGUUUCGAUCUGUCAUUGUCGAUUGUGAGUUUGGUUGACACUUAUAUUAUAGAGAAAGGGCGAAUAGUGAUAUUAAAAUAUUUCUUCUAAUUAAUUUCCUUUCAAUGUGCAUGAAUCCAUGCAACAGGCCUCUAGUAUGCAUAUAAGUUCUUUGGUUAAUUUCUCCCAUCCCUCCUUUUCCCUCUGAAAUGCAUCAGUCUAUUGCAUGCUUCAAUGUCUCUGGGUCUGUUUUAUUCAGUUUAUUUUGUUCAUUAGAUUCCACAUAUAAAUGAGAUCAUGUGAUACUUGUUUCUCUGACUGGCUUAUUUCACUUAGCAUAAUACUCUCUAGGUCCCUCCAUGCUCUUAAAAGGUAAGAGAUCCUUCUUUUUUACACCUGCAUAGUAUUCCUUUGUGUAAAUGUAGCACAGCUUUUUUACCCACUCAUCUACUGAUGGGCACUUGGGCUGUUUCCAGAUCUUAGCUAUUGUAAAUUGUGCUGCUGUGAACAUAGGGGUACAUAUAUUCUUUGUCAUGGCUCUUCUACCUUGGUGUUAUAACUUUCCUCCUUAAGAACUAAGAAGAGCAGAGAACCACAAAGCCAAAUUGAGAUGUUAAUCUCUGUUUAUGAUUUUAGGCUCACUCUUAAUAUAUGAAUUUGUUAAAUUAAAAUGUAAAGAUACCAAAAACCUAUAAUAUUUCAUUCAAAACUAGUAUUAAUAAGGAAACAUAAAACAUGUAGCAAAACACUGUGUACUUAAAUAAAUGUAUGUAUUGAUUCAAGAGAGAGAGGAGGGAUAAGGGGAAGAGAGAGAAACAUCAAUCACUUGCCUUCUGCACACCCCCUGCUAGGGAUCGAGCCUGCAACCCAGGCAUGUGCCCUGAGAAUGGAACCAGCGACUUUUUUGGUGCAUACGAUGACACCCCACCAACUGAGCCACACAAUUCAGGCCACUCUAUUUUUAUGCCUCUGUUUUAGUUAAGAGACUGAUUUAACUGCCAGUGUUACACAUAAAGUGUGAUAGUCAUAACAGUGAAGUAUGUACAUAAAAUAAUACAUUGACUAAUUCCCCUCAUUAAGACAGGGGUAAGCAUACUAAACAGCCCUUAAAAUUGUUGAGAUGGUCUUUGCAGAAUUAAUUAAAAAUCUAUUGUGUUUGCCUUUGGCCUUGCUUCCUAUCUUAGUCAUUUUUACUUUCUAUGAAUUCUAUGACCCCAAGUCAUGAUGCUUUUAUUGUUUGCAUACAAAAUGUAAGAUUUUUUUUUUCACGGGAAGUAUUGUUGCUAUUUGGAGUUUAGUGAAUUCAGUUUAAAGUAUGGAUGGGCUUGUAGAUGAAACUGUUCUCAAACAAGUAGAAUUAGGCAGAGGUUAAGUAGCUGGUUUUUUUGGAAGACUUAAGAUGGGGUUGUAAGUGACUUACACAUAUUAACUCACUGAAUCCUCCUAGCAUCCUUAUGAGGUAGGUACACUUUUAUCGUUUUUACCGAGGAGGAAGCAGAAGCUCAAGGCAAUAAACAGUGGAAUCACUGUUUUGUUGUUUUAUAAAAUAUAUAUUUUAUUGAUUUCAGAGAGGAAGGGAGAGGGAGAGAGAUAUAGAAACAUCAGUGAUGAGGGAGAAUCAUAGAUUGGCUGCCUCCUGCACACCCACACUAGAGAUCGAGCCCACAGCCCAGACACCUGACCUGACCGGGAAUUGAACUGUGACCUCCUUGUUCAUAGGUCAGUACUCAACCACUGAGCCGUGCAGGCCGGGCAAGAAUAACUGUUUUUAAUGUCCCUGUAUUGAAAGAGGGUAAUCAGCCCUGGCCUGCUCAGCUGGUCAGAGCAUCGUCCCAAUACCUCAAGGUUUGGGAUUCGAUCCCCAGUCAGGGCACAUACAAGAAUCAACCAAUGAAACUGGCUGCUCUGAAAAGCCAUCUUUGCAUUGUUCUGUGGCUGCCUCUCCGCUGGCUACAGCUACCUCAACCACGCGCCUCCUCUGCCACUUUGGACUCCAGCAACUUCUACGCCAGAGUCCUCCAAUUCUCAUUUUUUUAAAAAAAAAAUUGGCUGCAUCGGAUCACUGGCGUGCCCCACCAUGUCAGACACGGCUGUGGACACCAGCUCCAAGAUCACCACCAGGGACUUAAAGAAGGAUGUUGUAAAGGCAGAAAAUGGAAGAGAUGCACCUGCGAAUGGAAACGCUAAUGAAAAUGGAGAGCCCGAGGCUGACAAUGAGGUAGAAGAAGGAGGAGAGGAGAAAGAGGAAGGUGAUGGUGAGGAAGAGGGUGGAGAUGAAGAUAAGGAGGCUGAGGCAUCUACGGGCACACGGGCAGCUGAAGAUGAUGAGGAUGACUCGACAGCAAAAAAGGAAAAGUUACACUUAAAAGAAAAAAGGACUCCGUGACCUAUUCUCCCUCCACUUCCCAUCUCAGAAUCUCAACAUGGUCACCUUCAAGUAGAGGCUCCUGCCUGCCGGCCCAACUCGGGCAGCGCCACCUGCAGGUGACAUGCACUCUUCACCACCCAACCAAAACCACAACGUGAAUUUGCAACGGGAGGAAAAAAAGAACCAGAACUUCCAAGGCCCUGCUUUUUUUUUUUU
Messenger RNA from Myotis daubentonii (Daubenton's bat), 3205 nucleotides. RefSeq lists its product as uncharacterized. Gene Ontology annotation, molecular function: histone binding. The record is from RefSeq and is a predicted model, not a curated record. Gene Ontology annotation, biological process: positive regulation of transcription by RNA polymerase II; negative regulation of apoptotic process. Gene Ontology annotation, cellular component: nucleus. Lineage: Eukaryota; Metazoa; Chordata; Mammalia; Chiroptera; Vespertilionidae.